CCUCAUACAAGAGCAUCCCAAACUUGUCCCGGAGGAAGUCAAUUCAAGCUUAUCAACAAUGAAGAUCUCAUUUGUGCUUGUUUUAAUAUUUGGUUUGAUCAUGAUCUUCUCCAACAAUAGUGUGGAAGGUGAAUACAUCGAGAAUCCCUUGAGUUUCUCUCUUCACAGAGAUAAGGGAAAGGAAAACAUGGUUCAUGAUGAUAAAUCUGUCUUCAGUUCUAGUGUUGGUGGAAAGAGCAAUGAAGAAACUAAGAUGGACAUCAACAAUCUUGGAGAAAUGAAAGGAAAGAAUAUCGGAAAUCCAUCACUUGCCACCAAUAAAGCCAAAAGCAAAAACCAUGGCAAGGACAACAACAACAAGUGUGAUGGUGAUCCUAUUGCUCAAACCCAAGGCAUGUCCAUGGACACACACCAUGAGAUAUCGAUCGAUGACUACCGAAGGAUGUAUCAUAAUAUUCGUAAGCACCCUUAAAGCCUUGCAGCCUGGCACUGUUGACUCUUACUAGUAGUGUAUGUGUAGCAAAUUUGCUCAGUAUAUAGAGCAAAAUGGUUUCAAGUAAUAUGUGCUGCAUAUGUCCUUCGGUUGUGUCAUGGAUGACUGAGGCCUCCUGGUCAAUGUACUAAACUACUAAGUAAAAUAAAAUGUCCAUGACUAGAUUGGCUUGAUA
Molecule: messenger RNA, 668 nt
Organism: Musa acuminata subsp. malaccensis (wild Malaysian banana)
Lineage: Eukaryota; Viridiplantae; Streptophyta; Magnoliopsida; Zingiberales; Musaceae
Source: RefSeq, a predicted model, not a curated record